CACUCUGACAGAGUGCUGACCUCGUCUCUGUAGGCUGUUUCAUCUCCAUCAGUGAUGAGGCCUGGUGUCAUGAUGGUGGUGUCAUCAGCAAACUUGAAGAUGAUGUUAGACGUGUGUUUGGCUACACAGUCAUGUGUAUACAGGGAGUACAGGAGGGGGCUGAGCACACAUCCCUGGGGAGCCCCUGUGCUCAGGGUCAGUGUGGAAGAGAAGUUGUCCCCAGCUUUCACCACCUGGGGUCGCUCGUCAGGAAGUCCAGUAUCCAGUUGCACAGAUGAGAGUUCUAACCCAAGUCUGUGAGCUUAGGAAUGAGUUUGGCAGGGAUGAUUGUGUUGAAUGCUGAGCUGUAAUCUAUGAACAGCAUUCUUACAUAUGUAUUCUUUCUGUCCAGGUGUGUGAGAGCAGUGUGUACUGUUAGUGCAAUGGCGUCGUCUGUGGAUCUGUUGGAGCGGUAUGAACCGACACACCGUGGCGUGAUGUUUUUAAUCUGAGUGAUGAUGUGAAGCCGGAGUGGAGAGCACUGUAUAAACCACCAUUGACUAAAAAAGUAGCUGACCUGCAGUGGAGGAUUUUACACGUACGCCAAAAGAGAGAAAUCCAAAUGCCAACUGAUUUAACUUCAUUCUUGGGCAGGCGAAAAUGGCGAUAUAUAUCAGUCGUAAGAACAAGGUGGCGCAUGGUACUGACUGUGAGGCCACAAGGAUUCUCUCUAGGCUGGUGAGAUCCAGGGUUUUAAUUGAUUUUAAUUAUUAUAAGACCAUGUGUGAUGUGGAGGCCUUUGAGGUGAUGUGGUGCUGUGGUGGGGCCGUGUGCUCGGUGUGCGAGGGUGAGCUCUGCUUCGCUCCUGAGCUCAGAUGAGCCGGACUGGGUUUUAUUUGUUUUCUUGUUUUCAUUUAUUUAUAAAGUGUUUGUCUUAUUUUUAUUUAAUCAAUUAAUUUAUUUCAAUAUAGCCUAAGAUGACACAAUGUGACAGAUGACUGUUUUAAAGAAAGUGCUGGUUCAAUAAAGGACCGUCAAAAAGUUAAAAAAAAGUCUCCCCCCCCCCCCUCUCUUUCUCUGUCUCUUUCUCUCUUCCUCUUCCUCUCUCUCUCUGUGUGUGCGUGCUCUCAGGUGUGUGAGAUGUCCUCCUCAGGUGAUCAGGGUGUGUUUUUUGUUGGUACGCGGGACGCCGUGGUUCAGGCUGGCCGAGUGGUGAGGAGAGUGAAUGGGAGAGAUGUGCUUGUGCUCCAUCACCAGGGGUCGCUGCACGCACUGGAUCUGCGCUGCUACCACUCCGGUGGUCCACUACAGGAGGGAGACAUUGAGGAGUUUGACGGCCAGCUGUGUAUCGUGUGUCCGUGGCAUAAGUAUAAAAUCACUCUGGCAGAGGGAGAGGGUCUUUAUCAGGCUGUCGACCCCUCAGUUAAGCCCCUCAGGCCGGUGUGGUGCUCUAAAGGGGUCAAACAGAGGGUCCACUGGGUCACAGAGGUCAACGGGGACGUUUUUAUCAGGCUGAACGAUUCGGCCGGCGCCGUGGAGUCCGAUCACUACCAGACCGAGGAAUACAGAGCUAAACUCGUCCAGCCAAGAGCCCAGGAGAGGAAGUGACAUCACAGGAACAAGCGAAAGUGUAGACUGCCUGCCUCGAGACGUGGUCACCCGCACCAUGGAAUGAUGGGAGUGAACGGUGUCCAGUGUUCCUUUGGGAUUUUGAAGGAUUUUUGGACAGCGUUUUCUGUUCUGUGGGAGGAACACUGCGGUUCUAGACAGGUUAAUAUUCCUGGAUGUCAAUUUUCCAGUAUAAGAGGUUCAUCUGAUCAUCAGGCUGUGUGUGAGUGCGUGUGAGUGUGAGUGUGCGUGUGAGUGCGCGUGUGUGUGUGUGAGUGCGUGUGAGUGUGCGUGUGAGUGCAUGUGAGUGUG
Colossoma macropomum (tambaqui) is the source of this 1899-nucleotide messenger RNA. Its product is annotated as Rieske domain-containing protein. Gene Ontology annotation, molecular function: 2 iron, 2 sulfur cluster binding. Bases 1120 to 1587 code for a protein of 155 amino acids. The record is from RefSeq and is a predicted model, not a curated record. The transcript is spliced from 4 exons. NCBI's taxonomy places the organism in Eukaryota, Metazoa, Chordata, Actinopteri, Characiformes, Serrasalmidae.